This is a messenger RNA of Sorex fumeus (smoky shrew), 3020 nucleotides long. Its product is annotated as translational activator of cytochrome c oxidase 1. Bases 1 to 861 code for a protein of 286 amino acids. The transcript is spliced from 5 exons. Lineage: Eukaryota; Metazoa; Chordata; Mammalia; Eulipotyphla; Soricidae. The record is from RefSeq and is a predicted model, not a curated record. Gene Ontology annotation, cellular component: mitochondrion.
AUGGCGGCUCGGUUCGCGGUGGGCCUGGGCAGGGCUGCGAGUCCAGGUUGGCGGGUCCCGGCCGUCCUCGGGCGCGCCCCCGACAUCUCCCGGCCCGCGCCCGGACACCAGACGCUGCAUCUCACCGCGGCCGUCUCCGCCGGACACAACAAGUGGUCCAAAGUCCGGCACAUCAAGGGCCCCAAGGACCUGGAGAGGAGCCGCAUCUUCUCCAAGCUCUGCUUGAGCAUCCGCCUGGCGGUGAAAGAGGGCGGCCCCAACCCUGAGCUCAACAGCAACCUGGCCAACAUCUUAGAGGUGUGUCGCAGCAAGCACAUGCCCAAGUCAACGAUUGAGGCCUCUCUGAAAAUGGAGAAAAACAAAGGGGUUUAUUUGCUGUACGAGGGCCGCGGCCCUGGUGGCUCCUUGCUGCUCAUUGAGGCAUUAUCUAACAGCGGCCACAAGUGCUACUCGGACAUCAGGCAUAUCCUGAACAAGAACGGGGGCAUGAUAGCUGAAGGCGCUCGCCACUCCUUUGACAAAAAGGGGGUGGUUGUGGUUGGCAUGGAGGACAGAGAGAAGAAGGCUGUGAACCUGGAGCGUGCCCUCGAGCUGGCCAUUGAAGCCGGAGCUGAGGAUGUUACGGAAGCGGAAGAUGAAGAGGAAAAGAACAUUUUUAAAUUUAUUUGCGACGCCUCUUCACUGCAUCAAGUGAGGAAGAAGCUGGACUCCCUGGGCUUGUGUUCUGUGUCCUGUGCACUUGAGUUCAUCCCCAACACGAAGGUGCAGUUGACUGACCCUGAUCUGGAACAGGCCUCUUACCUCAUCCAGGCUCUCAGCAACCACGAGGAUGUGAUCCAGGUCUAUGAUAACAUCGAGUAGCCAUGCUGGACGUUUCCUGGCUCCUUCGGAGGCAGCUGGCCCCACCUUUGCUGCACAAGCUCCUGCAGCAUCUGUGAGACCAGAGCAGUGCAGGGCUUAGAAGUUAGGAGGCUUCCGAACAGGACCUAUAGCUUUUUGGUCCCUCCAUGGGGCCCCUUGAUUAGUCCUGCUGAUGUCUCAGGGGACCUGGGGGUGCAGGGCGGGGCUAGUCAGGACCCUAUGGGGGCUGCAGGUGCCCCAGGCACCAGACACUGUGCUUGAGUACUGAUGGUGGUUGGUCUGGAGCACCGCCUCACUGGUGUAUGACUCUUGAGUUCCAGGAUUCAGAGACAGCUUUGGGGACCCUCGACAUUCUUUCAAGCCCAUGGACUUUUUCGGCCACAAUCCCAACACUGUUGUUUAUUGUUUUACUGACCAAAGAAGUGGGAGUUCUCCCCAGGUGCAGCACAGGCAAAUGCUGGUCAGAAGACGGGGCUCAGCCUGCCAUUUAUUCAUGCAACUAAUGGGCCUUUUUAAUGUUUAUUAAACAUCUGCUUGCACCAGGAUUCUGCUUACCAAGAGCACAAGCUGUUCAGGGGAAGAAACAGGACAUGCUCUGCCAGAGCUGUGCCAGGCAGGGUGUGCUGUGGUCAGGGAUCCAUGUUCUCUUUGGUGGCCUCUGGGCCCUUUAGCAAGAAGGCUUAAGACUGUUCUAAUAGGAAAUCAGGUACCAGUGAUAAUACUGACGCCCACUCCUGCUUUUCCCGGGCCCCCUCUGAGAUGGAUCAUGUGGGUAACUCAGCGAAUUGAAUUGCUCUCAGAAAAAGGAGCUGUGUAGGGGUCAGAGUCGGAAUACAAUGGUUAGUGCACUUGCCUUGCACAUGGCUGAGCUGGGUUUGAUCCCCAGCAUCCCAUGUGGUCCUCCAAGCUCUUCCAGGAGUGAUUCCUGAGUGCAGAGCUAGGAGGAUGCCCUGAGCACUGCUGGGUGGGAGAUAGAUAAAAAUGGAGAGAUAGAUAGAUAAUCUAUAGAUAUAUAAUCUCCAGAACCCCUACCUCAAGCUCCUUUUCAUCCCUGACUCCAAACAAGGGGAAGGUGGGGUGAAGGCUGAGUCAGAAGCCUCGGCAGGAGGGACAGAAGUUCCUUGGGGCCAAUUGCUCCUGAGAGCCAUGGCUGGAUUGGGAGCCUUGCCCCCCAUGCUGCAGUUUGGCAGAAGUGUUGGGGCUGCAGGGACUGUUACCCUGAGAGUCACCUGCUACAUUACUUAAGCUGACUGUGUUCAGUAAUUUUCCUAUAAGGAGUCUUAGAUAAAUGAUCAUGAAAGGGAUCUAAGACCACAUUGACCAUAAAUUAAUCAUUUUAGCGUCUAGGGAAAAUGUGAUUUCAACUGCCAAAGAGUGACAGUUCUUUUAUUUAUUUUUGGGGGGGAGGGUCACACCCAGCAUUGCUCAGUGGAUACUCCUGGCUCUGCACUGAGGAAUUACUCCUGGUGGUGCUCAGGGGACCAUAUGAGAUGCCAGGUGUUGAGCACAGGUGAGCCCUGAGCAAGGCAAACGCCUUACCUACUGUACUAUUGUUCUGGCCCCGAAGAGUGACAGUUAAGGGGAAGAAAACCACUAAAAUCGAUUAGGAAAUCAGGUGCCAGUGAUAAUAGGGCCUCUCAGCCCUGCUUUUCCCCUUUUGAAAUGGAUCAUGUGCGUAACUCAGCAGAUUGAACUGCUCUCAGAAAAGUGACUAUAUAGAGCCAUAGUACAGUGAGUAGGGCACUAGUUGGAGAAAUAGUACAAGGAUUAAGGCACUUACCUUGCGCACAGCCAACCCAGGUUCAAUCCCUGGUACCCCAUAUGGUCAUCUAAGCCCUGCCAGUUGUGAACCCUGAGUGCAGAGCCAGGAGGAAGCCCUGCACAUUGCUGGGUAUGGCCCCAAAACCACAAAAAGAAAAAAGAAAACCAAUUAAAUAAUCCACUAUUAUGCCAGAGCAUAUGCUUGUAUACCUCACUUCAUAAACAAGAUGCUGCCUGUAAUCCUUAGUUUGUGUCGGGAGAACAUGCUGAUAUUUAAAUGGCACGUUAUAAAAACAAGAUAACUUGACUGUGAUUGUGGCUCGGUGGAAGAGGGUCUUUGAGACCCUGGGUUGGAUCCCUGGCAUUGUAAAAUAAAGUAUGGCAAGUUGAAGUUUAAA